AUGUCAUCUUCAGACUCCACGAGCUCAUCCAGCGGCGACAGUGGCAACAACGACAACCAAGUUGAGUUAAUUGUAGCCGUUGUUGCCUUGGUGAUAUCAGUCCUCGCCUUCAUCAUUGCAAUUUUCCAAGCACUCCAACAAUACUACGCAUCGGCAACCGGCUAUUCAUCAUGUACCCCAAAGGUAAUGGGAGAUUGGGCGAGGUUCACACGUCGACGAUUCAGAUGGUAUGAAUUCCGUUUCGAGGUGGAGUUCGAAGUUCCUGUCAUCUUCGUUGCGCCGCCGACAAACCCAAGGGGACCCCUCGGCGUGCACGACGACAAGGAGAUCACCUACAUGACCGGGACGACAGACAGUUAUAAGAAGACGUAUACCUGGGACCAAGAAGAAUACGACAAGCAUUCCAAGACCUUGCGGGCCGGGAUGACACGUCAAGCUAUCCACACCGCCGACAACGAACUCGCAAACUGGACGAGUCUGUUGAUGGCUAUUCAGCGUAUGGAAAGGGAGUCGCGAACGUGGCAAGAUAAGGAGUAUUUCGGGUACAACCCUCAAUGGGAAGCCCAAACACCAUGCCAUCCGACCCAAUCCAGCACUCCUGUACCUUACACUCUUACCGUCGGCAUGCAGAGGAAGAAGAAGUCAUGGGAUAGCAUGCCAGACAACAUGAAGAAGCCGUACGCAACAACAACGAUCUCGCACCUAGUAGAAAUGGCAGCGAUGUUGGGUGUUCACUGGAAAGAGUUCAAUCGCAACGAGGACCGUUACCGCGGACAGGGUAACGGAUUCAGCAUCACCGGAUAUGAUGUUGACGAUCUCGGCAUCGUCUUCACCUUUGAGAAGACUGGACCGACAUGGUUUCACGAGAACAGGGUGGUGCCGAAUAACAAGGUCAAGGAGCUUUGUUUUGGGUACUGCCCCACGAUUUUCCGUCAGCAGAACAACGACAACUACAAAUACGCCGACGAACCGAAAGACAUCGGAACGCUCCAGCUCGGUAGCAUGUCAGCUAUCGCAGAAACUCUGGUCGUGAUCGGUUGCAACACUAAUACUGUCCGGCACUUCCGAAAGUCAACUCCAGAUACACGGCACAUCCACCUGUUUCCGAUUGCUUUCGAAAUGCUAGGUAUGGUGGGUGCCGUCCUACAGAUUCCCGGCACGGCUUUCCGCAUGCUCCCUAACCCAACCAUCUGGCAUUGGGACCGAAAGUCAUUUUCACUGAGAACCUUUCUCAGCGACUACGUCCACAUCAUGGGCGAGUCGUCAGAAACCGAAGCCAUGCUUAAAAACAUAGAAGGGUCUCGAAUUAGCGUGAUUCUCAAGGAAACCGGCAAGAUUGAAGACAAAUUCGAAGAGCUCGAAUCUCGAGACGGCCCAGAAGCGAUCUUGAGACGCACAAACAACACUGAGGAAAGAAUUUACUCUAAUGACCUAGUCAUGGCUUUGCACUCAGCCAUCUCGAAAUGUGAUGAGUUCCUUCAGAGUCAAGAGAGGAUACACCUGGUACAGAACGUCCUGCGCGUACACCUGCAAGAGAUUCUGCGUAUUCUGAACGAUAAGGAAGGGGAGUACAAGACAGUUGUGGUUACAACAGGAGAUCCUACCCGGUCAAAGAGGGACUCGAGACACGAUCUCGUUGUUCCCGGCGCAUCCCCUAUCCCGAAGACGCGAGAGGAACACGAGGAAACCGAGAAGGAGGUAUCGCUCCUCCAGAAGCUGGAUGCUGCGUCUUCGAGCGAGAGACACAGCGUUUUAGCCGAGAUUUACCUUCUCUCGGUGCGCAAGCGGGUCAUCGAUGUUGUUUGCAAACAGCUGCGGGCUGAAAAGGCUCGCAAAGGGCGUGGGGCCAGGUCGAUCAUCUCUGAUGCUUCUACGGACGUAGUUGCUCACGACCAGCAACAGCAGAUUAAUGAUGUUUGGUGCAUGCUUGUUUUCCGAAUGGUAUGCUGGUUGCUUCUGCAUGAUUUCCAUGGCAAGGAUAUUCAAGUCGAGAAGAGCGAGGUAUUUGGAAGCCGUUUGCCAGUUUACAUUACAUAG
Molecule: messenger RNA, 2037 nt
Organism: Colletotrichum phormii
Lineage: Eukaryota; Fungi; Ascomycota; Sordariomycetes; Glomerellales; Glomerellaceae
Exons: 2
Coding region: 1-2037 (678 amino acids)
Source: RefSeq, a predicted model, not a curated record